This is a messenger RNA of Homarus americanus (American lobster), 1675 nucleotides long. RefSeq names its product vicilin-like seed storage protein At2g18540. The transcript is spliced from 5 exons. The record is from RefSeq and is a predicted model, not a curated record. Bases 16 to 1053 code for a protein of 345 amino acids. NCBI's taxonomy places the organism in Eukaryota, Metazoa, Arthropoda, Malacostraca, Decapoda, Nephropidae.
CGGUUUCCACCAACAAUGAGGCUUCAUGCGUGUGUGGUGGUAGUUGUGGUGAUGGUGAUGGUGGGACAGAAGUCAGCUCAGGCCAAGGUUUUGCACCGGAAGAACCACCAUCACCAUCACCAGAAAUCCAAUGGUUCUAUGUCGACUCAAGAGGACGUGUCAAUAGCAGGCUCGUUGAAGGCCAACGACACCUUCACUUCUAUGGCCACCGCCGUGUCUCAAGGGAGCCAGUCUGAAUUUGUGGAGAUAGUGAAGGACGGAACACGGACAAAAGGGACAGUCACCAAGAAAGAGCCAAAUGGAAUGGUGAAGCGGAAGGUGGUGGUGAUCAGGAAGGACUUAGAGAAAAAGAGACGAAGAAUGAGACAAAUUAGAAAGAUGAAAAGAAAGAAUGCUAGGCUAAUGAAAACUGAGAAGAACAAGGUAAAUGAAGAGGAGGGAGAUAAAAAGACAAAGAGGAAGAAGAGAAAGAAAAAGAAGAAGAAUGAUAGGAAAAAGAGUAAUAAAGAAGACAAGGGUAAGGAGGAAGAAGAGAAGAAGAUGAUAGGUAUGGAAGGAAAUGAAGAGGACAAAGGUAAAAGAGAAGAGGAGAAGAAGAAAGUUGACAAAGGGGAGGGAGACGAAGAAGAGGAAAAGAAAAAAGGAGAUGCAAUGAAAGAUGACAACGAGGAAGUAAAGAAGGAGAGGGAACAUAAGGAGGGAGGAGACGCUAAAGAAGACAAGGAAGGGGAAAAAAAUAAAGAGAACAACCGAGAGAAAAAACAGCUAAGUGGAAGUGAGGAAGAAAAUAAGGAAGCCAAACCUGAUGGAAAGACAGACACCACAGAAGGAAAUGAUAAAGGGGAAGGGAAGGAUGAAAAGGACAUAUUAGAUAAGAAAAAGGAGGAGGAGGAGGAGAAAGAGGAAGUCAAGAAGGAAGAAAGCGUUGAAGACAAGAAGAUAGAAACUGUAGACAAGAAAGAAGAAAGUGGAGACGAUAAGAAAGAUGAAAAGAAAGAAGAUAAAACGGGAGGAAAUGAGGACGAGAAGCUAGAAGAGAAGAAGGAUUUAUAAGAGAAUGACUAACGGAGAAAGAAUAAAACAUUAACCUAACCUAACCUAACCUAACGUAGCGUAACCUACCGUAACAUAACCUACCCCUACGUAACUUAACCUAACCUAACCUAACCUAAUGUAAACGUAGCCUAACCUGACGUAAAAUAGCCUAGCCUAGCCUAACAUAAUCUAAUGUUAUCUAGACCUAGUUUUAUCCAAACCUAUCCCAAUCCUAAUGUAAUCAUGUCCUCACCAAAUUCUAUCCUGACUUACCCUUAUACUAUCCUAACCUAACCUAUUAUGAUCUGAUGAAGGCCAAUGUUUAAAAAUAAACACAUCAUGACUUGACCAAUGAAAUGUCAGACAUGCCUAUAUACAUGUUAACCUAUUGUGUAUUGUACAUUGGUAGUGGUAGGGUUUAUGUUGUCUGUACUACAAAAUAGAUAUUGAGCAAUUUUUAUUCACUAUACUUCCACUGUAAUAUAUGAAUAUUAAAGAUAGCGUUUAUUUCAAAAUAUAAUAGCACUGAAAUUUAUUUUAACUCCUGUGAUAUAGUUUACCAUUAUUUUUUGUUAUUGAAAUUCAAGUUAUAGUCAUAAACUAAGAAACACCACUAGAUAUAGAUUUACUUAUUAUUCUU